Glycine soja is the source of this 654-nucleotide messenger RNA. RefSeq lists its product as uncharacterized. The coding region runs from base 1 to 654 and encodes 217 amino acids. The transcript has a single exon. Lineage: Eukaryota; Viridiplantae; Streptophyta; Magnoliopsida; Fabales; Fabaceae. The record is from RefSeq and is a predicted model, not a curated record.
AUGUUUUUGAAGAACCUGCUCACGAAGAAAGGCAAAUACAUCAACAAUGAGAGCAUCAUGGUGGAAGGAAACUACAAUGUUGUAAUCCAGAGGAUUCUACCACAAAAGUUCAAAGACCCAGGAAGUGUGACCAUCCUGUGCUCUAUUAGGGAUGUGCCAGUGGGUAAAGCUCUUAUUGAUUUGGGGGGAAUCAUUAAUCUGAUGCCCCUAUCUAUGUUCUGGAGAAUUAGGAAUAUGAGAAUUUCUCCUACUAGGAUGACGCUUCAGCUAGCAAACUGCUCUAUUACCAGACCAUAUGGUGUAGUUGAAGACAUCCUUGUUAAGGUUCGCCAAUUUACUUUUUUGGUGGACUUUGUGAUCAUGGACAUAAAAGAAGACUAUAAUAUUCCUCUAAUACUGGGCCAACCAUUCAUGCUUACUACAAAAUGUGUUGUGGACAUCGGGAAUGACAAUUUGGAGAUGAGCGUGGAAGAUAAAAAAAUCACCUUCAACUUGUUCGUAGCAAUAAAGCAUCCCAGUGAUAGUAAAACAUGCUUCAAGGUGGAGGCAAUAGAGAAAGAAGUCGAUCUCACUAUGCAACACCUGACCAUUCACUCCCCAUUGGAGAAGGCCCUAAUAAAUGUUGUUGAUUGCUUGACUAAUGAGGAAGAAUAA